Fomitopsis serialis is the source of this 1572-nucleotide messenger RNA. RefSeq names its product 26S proteasome subunit P45. Gene Ontology annotation, biological process: positive regulation of RNA polymerase II transcription preinitiation complex assembly. The transcript is spliced from 9 exons. NCBI's taxonomy places the organism in Eukaryota, Fungi, Basidiomycota, Agaricomycetes, Polyporales, Fomitopsidaceae. The record is from RefSeq and is a predicted model, not a curated record. Gene Ontology annotation, molecular function: ATP binding; proteasome-activating activity; ATP hydrolysis activity. Gene Ontology annotation, cellular component: proteasome regulatory particle, base subcomplex; cytosolic proteasome complex. The coding region runs from base 40 to 1239 and encodes 399 amino acids.
CACUCAUUCCGACCCAAUCUCUUCUCUACACCGACGACCAUGAGCACCUCACAACCGUCGACAUCCAGCGGCAUGGACCAGCGCAGACAGGACGCGCUCAAAGGGUACCGCGAGAAAAUGCGGCAACAUGAAACGAGCAGUCAAACCCUCAAGAGCUUGCGAUUUGCGCUCAAAGAUCUUGAGAAAGACUACGAGAAGACGGAGGAUGACAUCAAAGCCGUCCAAUCAGUUGGGCAAAUCAUCGGCGAGGUUAUGAAGCAGCUAGACGAUGAGCGAUUCAUUGUGAAGGCGUCUUCUGGCCCUCGCUAUGUUGUCUCCUACCGCCCGACAUUGCCUGUUGCGAAACUGAAGGCAGGCACGCGAGUGAGCCUGGACAUGACUACGCUCACAAUCAUGCGGAUAUUGCCCCGCGAAGUCGACCCAGCAGUGUACAAGAUGAGCCUUGAGGACCCCGGAGGGGCAUCUUUUGCUGGUAUUGGUGGGUUGGGCGACCAAGUGCGAGAGCUCCGUGAGGUCAUCGAGCUACCACUGCUUAACCCAGAGCUCUUCGGACGUGUGGGUAUCAAACCUCCGAAGGGCGUUCUGCUCUACGGGCCACCAGGAACGGGGAAGACCUUGCUUGCACGUGCUGUUGCCGCAACUCUCAACACUAAAUUCCUGAAAGUUGUGUCAUCCGCCAUCGUUGACAAGUACAUCGGUGAAUCAGCACGAGUGGUUCGUGAAAUGUUCGGCUAUGCGCGCGAGAAUGAGCCUUGUGUCAUCUUCAUGGAUGAAAUCGAUGCCAUUGGUGGGCGACGGUUCUCGGAAGGUACAAGUGCCGACAGAGAGAUUCAGCGUACCUUGAUGGAGCUUCUCAAUCAGAUGGACGGGUUCGACGCACUUGGGCAGACUAAGCUCAUCAUGGCGACAAAUCGACCGGACACCCUCGACCCGGCACUACUCCGACCAGGACGGCUAGACAGGAAGAUCGAGAUCCCGCUACCCAACGAGCAAGCACGACUUGAGAUUCUCAAGAUUCAUUCCGCGCCUGUGAACAAGGGUGGCGAGAUUGACUACGAGGCUAUUGUCAAGCUCUCGGACGGCUUCAACGGCGCAGACCUUCGGAACGUUGUCACGGAAGCCGGCAUGUUCGCGAUUCGGGAUGAUCGGGAGUAUAUCACGCAAGAGGAUCUCACGAAGGCAGCUCGAAAGGUCGGCGAGGCGAAGAAGCACGAAAGCAAACUCGAAUAUUCAGCUUGAUCGUUGCUCUAUUUUUAUCAUUGUAUCGCCUGCGCGAGUGCACAUACGUCGCUUUACUCCGUUAGGUGUUCUUCGGUCAGAUGUAAUUCGAGGACAUUGGACGUAUCCGUCACCGCACUUUCCUGUCGAACGGCUGAGGUCCUCGAUUAUGCACUAGACGCCUGCUGAUCACAAGCUGACUCUGCCUCCUCGUCAAGACUAUAACUGUAGCUAGGACUCGGACCCAUAGCUCAUGUGUGGCAUACGCGGAAGGUAAUUUGGGCACCAUUGCACUGAUUAUCACCUUACUAGUACAUCACACUUGCCGCCAGUGAACGAGCCUGAGAAACAUCA